AAACAAAAGCCAACGUUUUGGGUACACUAGUUCAAAUAUAUAUUAAACUGUAUUAUGGUUCUAUUUUACUUAGUAUUUUAUUCUGAAGUUAUUCUGAAGUUAAGUUCCCGAAUGGUCCUUCUGUAUUGCAUCAAAAGGAUAAAUCAUUGUUUUUGACUGAUUAACUUCAAGGUUUUGAGAAUGAAGUUAAUUAUAAGGGGAACUUUUGACAGCAAUUGAAGUACAUAAAUGUCAACUAGUAUCCCAAUCAUGUUUUGUGUUGCCUUAAUAGUAUCCUUGGUGUUUUCCUGCUGCUUGAGAUUGAAAUUAGGUUUGUGCUCAAAAUUCUUCUUUGGUUGGCUUUUAGUCUUAGCCGUCUCUCAAGGUCUCUAUCUUAUUGUUUCAUCUUGAAAACCCGAUCAUGUUGACAUCAGAGUAUAAAUCAAUAUCUACCAUUAAAUGCCACAUCCACUGUUCCAACUGUUACCUUUAAUCACACACUUCUUCUAUUUGAUUUGUGCCAAACCAUGGUUAAAACACUCAACAGUUUAUCUAUGAUAGGGAAAUUGGACAUUAAAAAUGCCUCAUUUCUUGUUGAAUCCUUUAUCAUUCUGGUUACUCAAAGCUAAGAUAAGCAUGGAGAAGCUCUCUAAGCUGAUAGGUAGUUUUGUGUUGAACUUUGUUGGCUAUCCUAUGCUUAUAGGAAUAAAAGCAACCCAUGGAUAGAGUUUAGGUUUCACUUCAGACAUUGUUAAGGUGAGAGCUAAGUGAGACAUGUAUUUCUGACUGAUUAUGAUUUUUCUGCAUGAAUAUAGCACAUUAACGUCUCUCCAUAAACUAGAGACAACUGUUUGUUUCUCUGUUAUGUCAAAUGAUUCUUGAAUCUUAAUUGGGUGCACAUUUAAGCAGGACAUUUAUCAAUUCGUUUGGUUUAUUUAUGUUCAAUGCAUUUUGCUCUACAAUGUUAGUUAUGUCGGAUUUAUCAAUGUCCACCGGCUCAGUUUCAUUAAAGACAUAGCUAUGGCGAUUCUCUACUACCAGUGUCAGCAAUUUGGUUGGACAGAAGGGUGAUUCAUGGGAUGGCACUUGACAAUGCAUUUUUCAGGAAGAAUAUUCAGCUGUCUAUGGAAAAGACUCAAUACUAGGUUUGGUGAUUGUUUCAAGGUUUUCUCUGAUUUACCACAAAGCUAACCACUAGGAGGUAAGCUCAAACGAGACUGCUCUUUUUCUUUAUGAGGGUAGGACAUCUAAUAUAGAUUUGCAAUAGCUUAAGCUUUUAUGUUGUAUCAUUUCCUCUCAAAUCAAGAAUAUUUUGAGAAAAUAUGUGUUUGAUUCUCGCUUGAUGAAAUACUUGAAUUCACAAUGAAGUUCAGUCUGCCAA
Messenger RNA from Rubroshorea leprosula, 1360 nucleotides. The record is from the annotation of a GenBank genome assembly. NCBI's taxonomy places the organism in Eukaryota, Viridiplantae, Streptophyta, Magnoliopsida, Malvales, Dipterocarpaceae.